Pangasianodon hypophthalmus (striped catfish) is the source of this 1676-nucleotide messenger RNA. Its product is annotated as heat shock protein beta-7. The transcript has 3 exons. The record is from RefSeq and is a predicted model, not a curated record. Gene Ontology annotation, cellular component: nucleus; cytoplasm. Lineage: Eukaryota; Metazoa; Chordata; Actinopteri; Siluriformes; Pangasiidae. The coding region runs from base 156 to 437 and encodes 93 amino acids.
AGCCACAGCCCAUAAUAUAACUCACUCACUCACUCACUCAGGCAGUAAAAGAGUGAAAACACUACUAUAGUCUAGAAUGUGAGGCAAUUGAACUGCUUUUCAGAUUUUUUGUGUAAAGUAUAAGGCAAAACCUGUACUUUCUAUCCAGAAACAUCAUGUCAAGCAAAGAAUCAAAGGGGAAGGUGUGUGCCGUAGGAGACAUGUACACAUUCACCGUGGAUCUAAGUGCGUUCUCACCAGAGCAAGUGAUCAUUACCUCUUCGAAUAACCUCAUCCACAUUUCUGCUGAGAAGUUGGAAUCAGACGGGACAAUCGUGGACACAUUUUCACACAAAUGGCAGUUUCCAGCAGACGUAGACCCCAUGUCAGUGACUUCGUCCUUGGGGAACAGCGGUGCGCUGACAGUUAGAGCUUGGAAACAGAAAGCUAAAGUUUAGACAACAAACAAUUCAAAUACAGAAGUGAGGACAGCAUUGGUCCCUACAGCAUCUGCAGAUUUUUUUUUUCCUGCAUACCACAAUUAAGUGUUCUCUUUUUGUGAUUAGUGAAUACUUUAUGCAAAUGUAUUUCUCGCAUUUUUGUUUGUUCUUUUUUCUUUAGCUGAUUUAGAUCUAGCUUUAUAUGGUUAUCUAGGUAAUCUAGACAAUUAAAUUAAUUAUGCAUUAUUAUCUCUUGGGUUUUGGCUGUACUAAUAAAAGGUUACAUAUUUAAUGUAUGUUUAUUUAUAACAUUGUUACUCUUAUGUAAUAUGUAAGCUAUAAAUGUGUGAAGUUUAUAUACAUUCUUUCGAUAUUUCAAAUGAUAAGUAAAUAUCUUUUGUUCAACAUAGACAACUUUAUUAUUGGAAUUGAUUGGGAAAAUGAACAAAAAAAUUAGACCCAUUCAUCAAUACUUGUCUUCAUGGUCAGAUGUCAGAAUUAGUUGAGGUAGCUUUUUUUUUUUUUAAAUUCAUAAUAUUGUUUAUUGCACUGUCAACUUUUAUUAUUAACCGUAAUUUGAACUGCAUCUUUAUCAGUUAAGCUUAUACUGCGUUCAACUAAAUUCGACUCAAAAUUUGCAAUGUCUGACUUGGGAAAAAAAAAAAACAAAACAAAGAAAACUUGGAAUUCCUAGUCGGGGAGGUCUGAUAAACCCCGAGUUCAGCUCAUGACAUCAAAUCAACAUGGCCGCUCACAGCAUCAACAGUAAACAAAUAAGCAAUACUUUUAAAUGAGUUAUACAGUAUAUACUAGUAUUUUCUUUAGAACAGUCAACAGAGAGACACAUUAGUUUGUUAAAUCUAUGACACUGACUAUACAGUUCGCUGUUUUGAGGAGGUAAUACAUCACUCAUAUCACUAACAUAAGCUGGCUAGAUUAUCGCUGUUUCCCACUUUGUAGCUUGAAUGCAUAGAGAAUGACAUAAUUCUGACUUCCCACUUCCCCCUUAACAUGGUCUAGCAGUGAUUAAAUUGAAAAUAAUAUUACUUAAGGAGGGCACGAUAGUGCAGCAGGUAAUGCUGCAGGUUCACACUCCAGGCUUCCCGAUUUGUUCUUUAUUGUUUGUGAAGCUUCGCAUAUUGUCCCUGUGUCCAUGUGGGUUUCCUCCAGGUGCUCCAGUUUCCCCCCACCUCCCAAAACAUACCAGAAGGUGGACUGGCUACAGUAAAUUGCCCCUAGGUGUGAAGGUGUGUGUGU